AUGGACAAGCACGCCCUGUACUCGGAGAACAUGUACGCGCAGAUCUAUAGGGCAGCCUUCUCAAAGAGCAUGUCGGGGGCUGUCUUUAUGCUGCUCCGAGCUCUGAAUCAUGCACUUUGUGUCGGCAGCGGACGUCGACUAGCUGACUUCCGCGUGCCGGUGGAGGUGGCCGACGAGGAAGCCAUGGGGUUCCGUUGCCUCAAUUUGCUGUUCGGACCAAUGUGGCUUCGCGGCUGUCCUUUGCCAGAAUAUUGUCACCCCGUCUGGGGGGACGUGUCCAGGGCAUUGAAUUCAUCCAAGCUCCGCGGCUCCGUGAUGAAAGGCACACUUCUGACGAACUUCUACAAAGGUCCGUUCCAGAGCCGGACAAACACGUUCCAUCUCAAGGAGGCGGCGAAGCUGUUCGCACAGACGGCCAGCGAGGAUGAGUUGGACCUCCUUUCACCGGGCUAUGCCUUUGACAUGGGCCUACCAGAGGACACGAUACUCACACCAGAGAUGGUGUUGCAGUCUCCGGGCAUUUCGUCCAACCUCCCUCAGGCAGGGGAUGGAGAGCAUGCCAAAAGCAAACAAUGGUUUGGAAUACGCGAAGCCUUUGAUGCCCUGGCCUCAUCUUGGACCGUGCUCGCUGCAGUCACGCAGUUUUCUCGGAAGUUGUUGGCAGCCGAGGACGAGAAGAACAUUGCCGGGAACCGGGAUGACGAGCAGGAGGCUCCGCCGGCCAUUGCGGCCGAAGAGCCCGCCACCCGGAAGGCUUUCAACCUGCUCCGAUCUUCAUACGCAAACACAGCCGACUUCGUUACGGACCUCUUCGCGGAGCAGGCGUUGAAAUUGAAGCUGAGGCUUAUUUCUUUUGAUCUCGAGGACUUGCACUUGGAGUACUCCCGAUCACUGCAGCAGCUCCAGAGAGGACAAGAAGCCAUGAUGACGUUUCAAGCGGAGCGUUCGGCGGGGAGCUGGUUCCACACAAUCAACGACAUGCUGGCGCGCAGCAUGUCGCCACUGCUGGUUGCGACACUGGGAAUGCAUCCAGCCCCCAUGCGAGGCGCAAGGCCUCAUGAUCCAGAGCACCCCAUCCUGCAGACAGACCAAACUCUAGUCCAGCUUCACUGGACUUUUUUGGUCGACCUCAUAGCGAACAGGGUCUGGAGCCAGAGCUUCUACUCCCUGACUUGGCCGUUCAUUCUCGCUCAAGCUUUUCUUCCCGAGCACAGGGCUCGAAGUAAUGCGUCGGUGCUUUGGAAGGCAUCCUGCACAGCUGUGCUGGAGUUGGAGAGCUUUGUCGCGGCAAACCCAACAAACGGAUCCGCCGCUGCCCUGCUAGGAGACAUAGGAAGCAACACCUGGCAGAUCACCAGGGAGAUCUUUGUUCUGGGUACCCAAACGUCUUGGAACCCGGAGGACAGUGAGAUCAGAGCCACUGCCUGGGCCCUGUUUGCCAGCCCUGCGGCAACCAAGGACCUGCUGGAGUCUGCCUUCAACUUUGUGAAGGACUCGAGCGAAAGGCAGUCUCGAGUUGGCAAGAUGUCUCCUUGGACUCGCUACAGCUACUUGGCCGUGAAUCCGCAUGCCCAGCAGUCUGGGGCGCAACAGUCCACAGUGGACCGCAGUGACUUCAUCAGGCUAUCAGGGGCACCGGCCGCGAUCCAGGAUGUCCUCAACCUCAAACCAUUCACGCCAUCGGCAACGCCGCUGCAUGAGCAAACCCCUUCAGCUGCAGAGAUUCAUAAGCGUUGGCGCCCUGCCGGCUACGCAGCGAAUCGACAGAGUGCCGCUGCCAUGGCCCUGACCCUGAAGCUCAAGAAUGAUUUCAGAAUGGCGCAGCACGCGUGGACAGGCUGCUUUCUGAGAUCCAGAGAGUUCUACUUCCACAAGCUGAACAAGCGCUACAUGCUCUGCCUCGGAUUCUUCAAAUGGUGUGCCGCCGCUAUUCCCGCAGAGGCAUUCCUUCGGCCCGUGAUGAACAAAUCCUACCCAACGUACGAGUUUUGCUUCGACCUCUCGGAGUCCUGCGUGUGGGAGCAUGUGCCCACGCGCGUCUUGGCAGCUGGAGCCCUGCCAGCAGAUGUUGGCGGCUAUGGUUGUUUGCCCUUGAUUGCCGGACCCCAAGCACCUAUCCUGGAAUCAGGAAUCCGCGCGGGCAUGCAGCUGAGUGUGGCAGAGCUGCGGAAUAUUCUGCAACUGCGGAACAUCGAUCCGCCCCCAAACAAAACUGGCAGCGGCGCAAAUGGCAACGUUGUUAAGCGCGACUUGGUCACUGUACUCGUCAAUGCACUUUUUCCAGACAUGAACGAGCAGACCAGGACCGAGCUCAUCGAGAAAAUGGCAGGCAAGCCACGCGAGAACACAUCUUUGGAUGAGAGCGAGUUGAAUCUGAAGCUGGUGGCGCAUUUGGACGUUCAAGAGCAGCCGCAUUUCAAAACAAUCGUGAAGGAUGCUUUGGACCAUCUGGAGGCUACAAAGGAACGUGCACGCCUGAAGGAGAAGCAGAGAGAGAUGCAUGCGGCUGAAGGCAGAGACGCUCCGGCUGCAGGGGUCAAUCCCUUCGCCGGGGCGCAUGGGUUGUGUGGUGAGAGGGCCUCUGCUCCACGCGCCAAGGUAUUUGAUUGGUGCCGGACGACGUACCACUUGUGCUUCGGGGAUCAUCCACACUACGACAAAGACUACGCAGCGCUCCUAGGCAUCCGUUCCUAUUGCGCCCUCAACCCUAAAUUUUUUGCGGAUAGACAACCUGAUGCAUAA
Molecule: messenger RNA, 2742 nt
Organism: Symbiodinium sp. CCMP2456
Lineage: Eukaryota; Dinophyceae; Suessiales; Symbiodiniaceae
Source: the annotation of a GenBank genome assembly